AUGGACCAAAGAACAUCAAGCACAACACGAAAAGUCUCUGGUCGCGCCGCCCUGCUGGCGCGCGCCACCGAGACCACCUCCGACGCGGAGCUGGCGGCGCUGCUGCGAGUCCUGGUGCAGCGCGUCGACGAGGACCUCAACUGCCUCGCGCUCAUCGGCGACGCCCUGCACCAGCACGUGUUCGGCAGGCUCUUCUUCAAGAAGCUCGGCCUCGUCCCCGUGUUCAAGGUGACGGUGCAGGACGGCGAGGACCUGCUGUCGCCCAACUACCGCACGCUCAAGGCCAUCCGCCAGGUGCGCAAGGAGGGCUGCCGCGCCUACUUCCUGCUCUUCGCCAACGGCAUCCAGCUGGGCCGCCUGCUGCGCUUCGGCGACUCGCAGCGCGUGCUGGACACCCGAGGUCGCUUCGUGGUGCUGCACGACCGUAGGCUGUUCAGCCCGGAUCUGCACUACCUCUGGAAGAAGAUCGUGAACGUGGUGUUCGUCCGGCGGUACGGCGGCCGCCGCUCGUCGUGGUUCGAGCUGUCCACGGUACCGUUCCCCGCGCCCAUCCAGGGCGUGAUGGUGACGAGGCGCCUCGACAUCUGGCGCAGGGGCGCCUUCCGGCAGAACGCCGAUCUUUUCAGGGACAAGACGUCCGACCUGCAGAACCAGACGCUGGCCGUGGUGACGUUCGAGCACGUGCCGGCCUCCUACAAGCUGAGGCACGUCGCCAACGAGCACGGCGACGUCACGUCUGGAUUCAGCGGUCUCGAAGUGCAGGUGAUGCAGGCGCUGGCGCGCGCCAUGAACUUCGUGCCGCGGCUGUACGAGGCGCCGGGCGCGUCUCGCGAGCAGUGGGGGCGGCGGCAGCUGGACGGGUCGCUGUCCGGGCUGUUGGGUGAGGUGACCUCGGGCCGCGCCGAGCUGGUGCUGGGCGACCUGCACUACUCGCCCUUCCACCUGCGGCUCAUGGACCUCUCCGUGCCGUACCACUCCGAGUGCCUCACCUUCCUCACGCCCGAGGCCACGACCGACAACAGCUGGCAGACGCUCAUCCUCCCCUUCAA
Molecule: messenger RNA, 1049 nt
Organism: Frankliniella occidentalis (western flower thrips)
Lineage: Eukaryota; Metazoa; Arthropoda; Insecta; Thysanoptera; Thripidae
Exons: 7
Cellular component (GO): membrane
Molecular function (GO): glutamate-gated receptor activity
Source: RefSeq, a predicted model, not a curated record